AUGUUACCAUUAGUACUACAUACUACACAGAUAUUGCCAGAUAGAAAUUACUGCCUCCAGACUCAUGGUGUUCCAGUACUAGAUGGAAAUCAGGCUUUGGGAGUGGGAGUCCGCUACAUCAAGCCGAACAUCCCGCUCCAAGCGCUCUGGCCCGUCACCAUGGCACACAGCCAUAUCCCACAGACCGGGCAGUUUGUAAUGACACCGGAAAUGGAGUCGGCUUUCAAAUCCCAACUAGCGCAUGAGUUUGAGAGGGUACUUAUUUAUGAGAGCCCAGCAUUGCAAGAAAAAGCCCGUCAAGUUCUGCCCAUACAAGAGAUGCAUGAACAGGCCAGAAAGAAUUUAUCAACAGUUAACAAUGCUGUUGGCAAAGGUGAAAAGCCUUUGGAUUUUCAGGACUGUGUGUUAGUGGAACUUCUGAAAUGGUUUAAAAAUGAUUUCUUCAAUUGGUUCGAUGCCCCAAGUUGUCCACAGUGUCAGUCAAACAUGAAUGCCACAGGAUCAGUGCCACCCACAGAUGAAGACCUAAAAUGGAAUGGAAAUCGGGUUGAAGGUUAUUCAUGUCAGGUAUGUGGUACAACCGAUCGCUUUGUGCGAUACAAUCAUCCAGCCAAACUUUUGGAGACCAGACAAGGACGAUGUGGAGAGUGGGCCAACUGUUUCACUUUAUUCUGUCGUACAUUAGGAAUGGAUGCAAGAUAUGUGCAUGAUCACACAGAUCACGUGUGGACUGAGGUUUACUCUCAGUCCCAGGGUCGUUGGUUGCAUGCUGAUUCUUGUGAGAAUAAAAUGGAUACGCCCCUAAUGUACGAACAUGGAUGGGGCAAGAAGCUCAACUAUAUUAUAGCAUAUUCCAAAGAUGAGUUGGUUGAUGUUACUUGGAGAUAUACAGCUAACCAGAAGGAAGUUCUCAAAAGAAGAAGAAAGUGUAGAGAAUCAUGGCUCGUGUCUACAAUCUUGGAAAUGAACAAGCAGCGUCAGGCAGCAUUUCCAGAACCAAAGAGAACAUUUUUGGAACAGCGCCUGGUAGCAGAAAUAGCAGAAUUCUUUAGGGCUGAAAAACAUUAUAAAGAGACUGAGAGUGAGGGACGCAAUUCUGGCUCCCUUGCAUGGCGUUUAGCAAGAGGAGAAAUGCAGUAUGGUAGUUCACAAAGCUACAUGUUCAAACUCACAGAAAAAGAAGUGAAUAAGAAAGAGUUCCUAGUUAAAUAUUCUCCUGCAAGGGAUGAGUAUAUAAGGGUCUCUUCAGAUGGAGAAGUUCAAAAAGGAUGGCAGACUGGAGUUAAAGAAGUUAAAGAUGUCUUCAGGAAGCAUGAAACUGACUGGAAGACAGUAUAUUUAGCAAGAUGUGAAGGGACAAGUUUUGGUGAGAUCAGUUGGCAGGUUGAUUGGUCUGAGACCGGUCUGACCUGCAAGUCAAUACUAAUUGUUUUUCAACAUUCUACUUUUGAAAAUGGAUCAGUGUCCUGGCAAUUGUGCACAGGUGAUAAAUGCUUCAUGGGAAACAAAGAUGGAGUUUUGGAGCUCAAGGGAGAAGAUUUAAAUGACAGUCCAGUGCAACUUGAGCUGUCUGCUAAACUUGCAGAUGGUAAGGGUGACUGUGCCUGGCAACAUGCUCAGCUUUUCCGUCAGUUAGAUUCUGCAACAGAACAGUUCCCUCUUCUUAUACAUAUUAAUUUUUUGUGAAUUAUAAUUAAUAUCUUUUACAGAAUUGAUAAUUUCCCUGAUAACACCUUGGCUAUAUUUUUUUUAUUACACUUUGUAAAAGUUAUUAAGCAAAAUACUGUAAAUCUUGUGGUUUAAUUUGUGGUGAUCACUGUCUAGGCAUUAUUAUUUAAGAUUAUAUAUAUACAGUGGCAUCUUUGAAACUCUCACCAGGAGUUGGCAUAUUCCUUUUUCUUUCUUUCUAUCUUUCUUUCUUUUAUUUAUUUAUUUUUAUUGUUAUUAUCAUCAUCAUCUAUUAUCAUCAUCAUUAUCCUGAGAGUAUUCAUUUUUAUUGAUUAAAAACUUGUAAUGCAAUACAAAGAUUAAAUGUUUUUUUUUAUAUAUGUAAGAAAUCUCUUAAAAACAUUUGCAGUUUAAGGUAUUUAAUAGCUAAUGUAUCAGUUAAUGUUAUCUCUCAUAAAUUUUAUACAUUUCUUAAUGAAAUUUGAUGCUAAUCAUUGAUCUUGUUAAUAAUAUAUAUAUUUAAGUAUUUAUAUGUUUUCAUCAAAUUGUGUAAGGUGAAAAGGUAUAGAUUCAAC
This is a messenger RNA of Penaeus indicus, 2243 nucleotides long. RefSeq names its product peptide-N(4)-(N-acetyl-beta-glucosaminyl)asparagine amidase-like (gene Pngl). Gene Ontology annotation, molecular function: peptide-N4-(N-acetyl-beta-glucosaminyl)asparagine amidase activity. Gene Ontology annotation, cellular component: cytosol; nucleus; cytoplasm. Gene Ontology annotation, biological process: glycoprotein catabolic process; protein quality control for misfolded or incompletely synthesized proteins; protein deglycosylation. The record is from RefSeq and is a predicted model, not a curated record. Lineage: Eukaryota; Metazoa; Arthropoda; Malacostraca; Decapoda; Penaeidae. The transcript has 11 exons. The coding region runs from base 1 to 1686 and encodes 561 amino acids.